GCGGCGGGCAGGAGGACAGCCAUCGGACAUGUACGACGUACAAAUGACGGCGGUGCUGAACCCCCGCGCGUAGACAGCCUUCUUUCGGCGGCACUCGUCGUCAUCUGUGGCGUGUGUACUGUCGUCCAGCAGUGAACAAAAGCGGCUUCUACUGCGGCGUCAACAUCAGGCGUUGGCGGCGCUCAUCAUCAUCUGCUGCGUGCUGGACUCCGACAGGCGAUGGAGAUGGAGCUUCCUGGCGGCGACCAUGCGCUGUGUGAAGAAGAGCGAGGGGCUGUGGCGUUGGUGGUGAUGGCCGUUGUCAUGAACAUGAUGAGCAGCAUGUCGUCGACACACCGGCGAAAUCGUCUGCACUUGCAGAAGCGCAGAGCGUUGUUGCAACGCGUGUUCGAAGCUCCAGAUUCUGUGGCCAUGUCAGAAGCGGUCGUGCAACUGUGCUCGGCACUCUCCGCCGGUAUCUUCCCAUGGGAGAUGCCGCGAUGGUGGAUAAAGCAAAGGACGGGCGGUACUUGGGCGGAUCUUCUCGUGUGCGACGACGCGAGCGACAAUUAUUUCCAUGAGAAGUUGCGUAUGUCAAGGGCAGUGUUCAUGCAGAUCGUCACCGCGUGCGCUGCUUAUGUGGAGAAAAAGGUGACACACUACAGGCUGCCAUUGCCCGUGGAGCAGGUGAUUGCAUUCGCAUUCUACAGGUGGGCUUCCGGGGAGACUUACGAGAGCGGCACGUCAUCAUUCGGCAUUGGAAGGGCGACGGGACUGCAGGUUGUCCGCGACGUGACGUCGACGCUUUUGAAGGCGUACCUGGACUCCAUCAAGUGGCCGGCGGGGCGGAGACGUGUGCAAAUUAUGUGUGCUUUCCGGGAGAAGGGUUUCCCCAACUGCUUCGGUGCAAUCGAUUGCACACACAUCUACAUCGACAAGCCCGCCGGCGCACCGUCGGACCAUUAUUACGACCGAAAGCAUAAGUUUUUUGUCCAAGCGCAGGUUGUCGUGGAUUUGGAUUUGCGUAUCCUGGACGUCCACAUCGGAUACCCGGGCAGUGUUCACGACGUCCGUGUGCUGCACAACUCCCAUUUGUGGAGGCGCGCAGAGAGUGGGGAGUUGUUCGACGCCCCUCCGGAGAAUUUGCCGCACGGCAUCGUCACGCGAGGUUACCUUCUCGGCGACAACGGCUACCCCAUUGCCUGCCCAUGGAUCGUGCAGCCGUACGGAGGAAUCGACCAAGGUCCUGAUGAGGAGCGCUUCGACACGUGACAGAAGGUGGCGAGCGAUUGUGUGGAAAGAGCCUUCGGUCGGUUGAAGUGCAUGACAUUGUGGC
Molecule: messenger RNA, 1315 nt
Organism: Chara braunii
Lineage: Eukaryota; Viridiplantae; Streptophyta; Charophyceae; Charales; Characeae
Source: the annotation of a GenBank genome assembly